AUGGCAUCUACAUCGCACAAUCCCUAUAAAGACAAUGGCAACAAUAUCAAUACUACUUCCCGAAGAGCCCCUUUAAACAUGUCUACAACAUCUUCUCAAGAAUAUGUACAAGAUGGUGGUAAUAAUAAUAAUAAUAAUGAUACUUUUUUAUCUAGGAUAUUUGGAUUGAAUUCUAUUUACAAUCAACUUGAAGAGAACUAUCGUUACUAUGACCCCGAGGUUGACAGUUCAUAUCAACAAGAACAACGAUCAAGGAAUGAUGAUAUUCAUAAUGACUAUGAAGAUGAUGAAGAUGAAUCAUUGUUACCACAUCAACAAAAUAUACCUAUGAAUAUAAUUAAUGAUCCCACUUCUAAUGUCGACGAUGCCAACAAGAGUAAUAGCAAUAACAAGAAAACAAACAGUUUACUUAAUUCAGAUUCGGAUUCAGAUUUAUCAUCAUCAGAAGAUUCAUAUGUACGACCUAGUCUACCUCAACAAUCUUCAGAUAAUCAGCAAAAGAUAAAAUUUCUGUUACCAGAAAGAGCUAAAAACUUGGUUGGAAAAUUAAAACAUCCUGAACCAACUUUGCCUAUGUAUCAAACCCAUCAGCAGUUCAGAAGACAACCUAAUCAAAGAUUACAACAAGCUCAGUUGCAAGCUAGUAAUUCAAACUAUAGAAGAAUUAAUAACAAUAGAAACAGGUUUGUGAUUCCUCCGAAGGAACGUGCAUUAUACUUGUGGGCAAAUAUUACAAACAUGGAUGAAUUUCUCAGUGAUGUAUAUUACUACUACCGUGGGAAAGGUAUAUUGAAUAUUGUAUUGACAAGGACAGUUGAUCUUUUAAUUCUUGUAUUUAUUUUGGUCUUCACAGUAUUUCUCAAAUGGGGGAUUAACUAUUCACUAUUUUUCAACAAGUUGCAGGACAACAAUGAUGAGUUACAGCGUGUUACGUUGAGUGAUUUGAUUAUACCCCAUUAUUCGCAUAAUAUCCCCCUUUUCAUAAAAUUCUUGUUGUUUGGAUUCAGUGUCUAUAUUGUCCUCCGUGUCAUUCAACUUUACUUUGAUUACAAUUACAAACUCAAGGAGGUAAAGAAUUUCUAUCAUUAUUUAUUGAAUGUAUCUGAUGAUGAGUUAAUGACAAUUAGUUGGAAGACCAUUGUUGAAAGAUUAAUGUUAUUGAAAGAUUACAAUAGUUUAACUUCAACUUCAAAUGCGAAGUCGGGAGGAAAUACGGAACAUCAUUAUAUCAACGACUUGUCUUCCAAAGUUAGAUUGAAUGCACAUGACAUUGCCAACAGAAUUAUGAGACGUGAAAACUAUAUGAUUGCUUUGAUAAACAAGGAUGUUCUCGAUUUGUCUGUAUUGUUUAUGAAUGAGAAAACUGUGUUGACAAAAACAUUGGAGUGGAAUUUAAAAUUGUGCAUUGAUAAUUUCAUAUAUAAUAGACAAGGUCAAAUCAAUGGCAAAAUUCUCAAGGAAUAUAAUAGAAACCACUUGGCUCGUGAAUUAACAUCGAGGUUCAAAUUAGCAGCAAUUAUUAACUUAAUUUUAUCACCAUUUAUUGUUAUUUAUUUUGUCUUGUUAUAUUUCUUUCGUUAUUUCAACGAAUACAAGUCCAAUCCUGCUUCAAUUGUUGGUUUAAGACAAUAUACUCCUUAUGCGGAAUGGAAGUUACGAGAAUUUAAUGAAUUGCCGCAUUUUUUCACUAAAAGAUUGGUUAUGUCCAUGGGUCCAGCUAACACUUAUAUUGAUCAAUUCCCUAAAGGUUUCCUUGUAGUUAAUGCUAUGAAAUUGGUUAAUUUUAUAUCUGGUUCUAUCUUGGCAGUUCUUGUAAUUAUGGGUAUUUUGUUGGAAGAUGAAAGCCAUUCCUUCUGGUCCUUUGAAAUCACUGAGGGGAAAUCUGCUUUGUUUUACAUUCUGAUUUUUGGUACCAUUUGGGCCAUCACUGCUAGUUCCGCUGGGGAAUCUCCUCAUGAUAUGUCAAACCAACCAUCUGCUGCUGCCUCUCCAACAUUUGUAUAUGAUCCAGAAGCUAGUUUGAGAUAUGUUGCUCAGUUCACCCAUUAUUUGCCUGCAUCAUGGAAUAAGAAACUACACACCAUCCAAGUGAAGAAUGAAUUCUGUGAAUUGUAUUCAUUGAAAAUCAUUAUUAUUUUACAUGAAAUAUUAAGUCUGGUUUUAACUCCGUAUAUCUUAUGGGCGAAAGUGUCUCAGAAUAGUGGGGCUAUAAUUGAUUUUUUCAGAGAAUAUAGUAUACAUGUGGAUGGGUUGGGGUAUGUUUGUUAUUUUGCCAUGUUUAAUUUUGAAGAAAAGGACAAGAAUAUGAUGAUUGCUAAUAAAAAGAAGAACAGAAAGAAAUACCAAAAGAAAUCCAUGAGGAAAACUGUCCGUGGAGACAAUGAUAUGCCUAAGAUAUCCAAAAGCGAGCUGGAAAGAAGUGAUAGUGAAAAUAGUGAUGAUUAUUCUGAUGAAUCAGAUGAAGCGGUGGAUUAUUUGUCUACUUUACAUGAUCAAAAAAUGAUUAAUCUGUAUAUCCAUUUCAAUGAGAAUUAUAGUGAAGUGAAAAGGGUCAAUAAACCAGUUGAUAAAGAUGCUUUGCAAGCUGGAGCAACUAUGGAACAACAAAGUUUGAAUUCUUCAAUUUAUGAUAUCAAUUAUAAAUUUGAUGAUAGUGGUAUCUUACAAGACGAUAUGAAUGCAUCUACUUCAAGACGAAAAGGUGGUGUUUUAGGUAUGUUGAAUCAAUUUUAUAAGCAAGAUAUAAAUAGGCAAUAA
Messenger RNA from Candida tropicalis MYA-3404, 2757 nucleotides. RefSeq names its product autophagy protein (gene ATG9). The transcript has a single exon. Gene Ontology annotation, biological process: protein localization to phagophore assembly site; autophagy of mitochondrion. The record is from RefSeq and is a predicted model, not a curated record. NCBI's taxonomy places the organism in Eukaryota, Fungi, Ascomycota, Pichiomycetes, Serinales, Debaryomycetaceae. Bases 1 to 2757 code for a protein of 918 amino acids. Gene Ontology annotation, cellular component: phagophore assembly site; autophagosome.